UAUGUUUAUCUACCAAGGGAAGGAAUCGGAUGAAAGAUCGGAGUUCUGGAAGGUCUCGAACGAAAGGCGCGAAGUUAGUACGAAAGCUGCCUUUUGACUGUUUUGCGGGCAGCUUACUUGUGCUUCAAGAAAGGAAGUUUAUGGCCGAAUUUAGAGUCCUUUUUAGAGUUUGUUUUUACCUUAAUUGUUUCCUUGUUCAUCUAGAUUUGUAUUAGGUUUUAUUUUCCUUUAAAUACCGU
Messenger RNA from Linum tenue, 239 nucleotides. NCBI's taxonomy places the organism in Eukaryota, Viridiplantae, Streptophyta, Magnoliopsida, Malpighiales, Linaceae. The record is from the annotation of a GenBank genome assembly.